CUUUCAUUUUUUGAAUUAUUGAUUUAUUAAUAAUUAGCAAUGUCUUCUGAAUUUACUUCUGACAGUUGAGCAAUAGUAUGUUCAAACAUUGUAAAUUAUGUUCUCAAAUUGUCAGAACUGAACCUGAUGACAAAAAAAUUAAAAUACGAAAUAUUAUGGAGGUGGGAAUGGAGCGCCGGCGCUCAUAUUAUUAAUAAUAUCUCCGUUAUCCUUCUACCUGGACUUCUGACGACUUGCAGGUAAUUUCGAUUUGAAUUAUAAAAUAAGUACGCAAAAUGUCAGAAUUGUACCUAGUGACAAAAUUGUUGCAAACAUUUUUGCAACAUUAUCGACUUCUGACGACCCUUUAUCUUCCGCGUAGACUUCUGACAAUUUUUUUUUCCCAUUUUCUAAUAUCGUUUCCUAUACUAGUGCAAAUUGUCAGCUUUGUACCUAAUCACAAUUUUUGCAAUUAUCCAUAGGUUUGAGACCUUUGGGUGCUUGCAAAAUUGCAGGAAAUGCUACGCAAAUGAGCAACCACCUGUCGUUAGACCGCUAGGCGAAGAAAGGGAGCUUCGAGGGGUUAAUGUUUGUGAUGUUGCUGAAAUGAACUUUCCUUGCAACAACACUUGGUACAACCAUUGCCAAAGAAACGGGUAUUGAGCCUUUAAGGGUUAGAAGAAUUUUAAAAAGAAAUAAGUACAAGUGCAAAAAACCCAAGAAAUUUUCCCACAGGACCAUGAGAGACGGAUGGAAUUUUGCCACGAAGUAUUGGAAAGGGCAAAUCGGAACGAAAUGUUUAUUAGUAACAUUUUGUUUUCAGAUGAGUCCUCUUUCUCUAUUUGUGGUAAAUAUAAUCCGUCCAUUACAGUGGGUUAUUCGAGGGAAAAUAAGCACAUAAGCAUACCAACACGUACACAAUACCCUCAAAAGGUUAAUGUAUGGGCUGGCAUUUUAGGUGAUUCAAUUAUAGGCCCUUUUUUAUCGAUGGAAACCUUAAUGCCAACGAAUACCUUAAUCUUUUGAGGGAUGAAGUUCUUCCUGCUAUUCGAGGGGUCAAUAUCAAUUUAGAACAAGUUUGGUUUCAACAGGAUGGUUGUCCCGGUCAUAACGCAUUAGUGGUACGUCAAUUUCUCGAAACGUCUUUCCCUGAUCGAACAAUCGGUGGAAACGGUACUAUUAAAUGGCUCGCCAGAAGCCCCGAUUUAGCCCCCAAUGAUUGUUUUCUUUGGGGAUACCUAAAAGAACAAAUUUAUAGGCACGAAAAUCAACGGGCUACUAAUUUAGAAGAGCUUUGUGUUCAAAUUAGGCAAACAUUUAAUAGUAUCUCCACUGAAAUGUUGUCGAAUACGAGAAGGUCGUUUUAUGAUCGAUUGACGUACUGCACUGCUAUAUAUAGGGUGGCCUUUUUGAACCUGACAUAAGAUAAUUUUAAUUUUUAUUUAAUAUUAUCAAAUUAACUUAAUUUUUUGCUUUAUUUUGAAUUAAUUUUUUUAUUUCCUGCCCAAUAUUUAGUUAAUUUAUGUUUACAACAUUAUUGCAGUCGGUUUUUAGUUUAUUUUUUGCUGUUAGGACAGGCAGCAGCAAAGACUCAAACGAAACAAAAAGUUUUCUUUUAAGUUGCCACAGAGCAGUGCAUUCCCACUCGAACGCCCUAAGAGUACUGAAAGGUUUCGUUUUUGCCAGACCUACCGCGAUAUAUAAUUUCUAUAGGCGAAGUUAGAAUGAUCAUAUCUGUAUAACAAAAUUUCACGUUUACCAAGUGACCCAGUCGACCUACGUAGCCAGCUCUUAGACCAUUAGCGCGGUUUCACACACACCCAUAUUAUCGGUGUCGUUAUCGGUAUCGGUUUGCCUAACAAAUAUCUUGCCUUAAAUGAAUAGUUUUACACAAAAACCGAUCCGAUAAAAAUAUCGGUGGCUGUGUUCGAUAUCGUUGCGUCUGUCGGAUGGUUGAGUUAAAAUCGGCCAGUAAAUUAUCGCCCGGUUUAGUACGCAAUGCAAACUAAAUAGACAUAUUCACACGUUCCGACUUGUCGUUAUCGGUGUGUCAUAUCACUUUUGAAACCCAGUGUCUCACUUUGGCGGUUUGCUGGAACAUGGGUUAUACUUAAUAUGAGUGUGACUAAAUUUAAUUACGACAUUGUUACACUCAUUGAAUUGGUGGAAGCAAGGCCCUGUUUGUGGAAUAAAUUUUCCGAUGCUUACAAAGACAAGAUAUUGAAAAAACGUAUGCAUAAAUACCUUGAAGGCAAUUUCAAUAAUUUAAAUGAACAAGAACAGCAAAAAAUUGGUAAGUGCAUGUUUUUUCCUGUAUUUAUUCACAUAUUGGAAAUUAGGAAAAAACUAAAUGAACCUUCCAAUGAAGAUGAGUCAUUCUUCAAUUCCGUUGUUCCUAUGAUAACAACAAUGUCUGAAGAGGAAAAAAUUGAGUUUAGGAUGGGAGUACUGCAGCUAAUUAAAAAAAUUAAACAAAAACGUCAAAUAAGCACCUCUAGCAUCACCUUUUCUACUUCUCCUGUAUCUGAUUUCUCUGCAGUCUCAUCUCCGUCAUAUACUAUUCUACAAGCAGCAAACCCAUCAACGACAAACUAUCAGUCGUUUUAUCAAGAAGGGUCAUAUACAUCAACAAGUAGCACCUCACAAGAUGUUUCACAACAUUUCCAAAAUAGUGUAUGAAUUAUUUUUAUUAUCAAAGUUUAGUUUAUGUAAGAAUUUUUAUUAUGUUACUUUAAAUGCAAAUAAAGAAUUUCCUUAAUUACUUACCUUAAUGUUAUUGCCAGCAUUUCUUUUGGAGAGAAGAGAAAGGAAUCUCCACACUAAUUUUCAAAUUUUUAUCUUUAGUAGUUUUUGAGUUACGGGCACUUUGUGGUGACUUUUCAAAAAAAAAUCAACUUUUUCACAAAAAUUCAAAUUUUCUCAACCCUCUGUACAUUAAUUAAAAAACGUCGAUAGAGGUGUCUAAUGAAAUUAAUCAAUAAUCUCAAGGUACACAUAAUCUCAUUUGAGUAUCUUGUAGCUCAAGAUAACUUUUCUAGUAAGUAGUCAAAUGUAGCUGUGCUCAUUCUAAAGUAUAGUUCAGUUCAGAGAUCUAUUAGAAUCUUUGAUGUGCCGCGAAUAGUCCGUGUGCCGGUGUUGCUUGUAUUGUCACGUGACAUGCAUGUUUAAAUCGCAAAAUUUUUUGUGAAAAGAGUCAUAAAGUAAUAUUCUAAGCAAUAUUUAUUUAUCAUUCCAAUAAAUAAAUAAAUGUUUUAAGCAUUUUUUUCAGAAUUUAUACACUUGAUUCGUAAAAUUUGACUACAUGCGCCCACGUACUAUUUUGUUAGACGUCUGACCUCAGUCACAGCCACUCAAGCGUGAAAAGUUGCACAGGUCCGGCCUUAAAAUGUAUUUGUAUUUAAAACUUAUUAUUCGGGAUUCUUGGGUUUAGUUUUAUUAAGUUUGAAAUUGAAGAUAGUAGAUAGCAAGGUAAUAUUUAAUUUAACUAUAAGAUUUAAGUACGUAAAAUGAGUUUAACCAAAAAUUUUAAUUUAAUAAGUUUAGUUUUUAGUGCCAUAAGUGGGGUGUUUAUAACAAGUGAUAAGAGAAUAUUGACAUUUAGUUUUACUUGGUGGUAAUUAUUAAUGGGGAUUUUGGCUGCCAUAAAGAUCUCUUUAAAAACACGACGAAAGUUAUACAAAAACAGGCCAAAAAUUUAUUUGGGUACGGCCCCGUAAUCUUCAAAAUCAGUGGGAUAGAGAGAGAUACAAAAUCACUUGCACAGCCUGAAAUAGGAAUCGCCAGAACGCAGGUGUUUUAUCUUUGUUUAAUAGACUGGCUAAAAAGAGAUGACAAGCCUGUGAGUGCUGGAAGUGUUUAAAAUAUUUUGUAAGAUGCUUGGAUUUUAGUCCGCGGUCAAUUUUUUGAUAUUAUUUUCUUGUGAUAAUAUUUUCUUUCUAAAAAUGGACAUUUUCGAAAGAAAAAUAAAAAAUACUAUAAAACAUGGGGUUUUACAUAUAUUUAAAAUGAUUUCAUAGAUAAACAAUUUAAAAUUUUGCCAUUUAAACAUGUAUAUCUUGCGACAAUAAAUACGACAUAGGCGCACGGACUAGUUACUGCGGAAUCUGCGACACAUCAAAGAUUCUAAUAGAUCUCUGAACUGGACUUUAGUUAAAAAACUUUUCAUCAUGUUCGCGCAAUUUUUCAAACAUUGUAUAAAAUGCUCCUUCUACAUAUUUUUGAGAUAAUAUGGGAUGGACCCAAUAUCGUCUUCGUCUGUUUUUUUGACACUUCUUUUUUCGCAAAUACAGCAAAUAUAAUAAAGACACAGCUUUUUUUGUUCAUAUUAAAUAAUAAACUGUUCUGAUACACUACACACACCGCACUGAUCCCUGGCCUUUUAUGAAAGACGGCGCAAACUUUUACUAUUUUAUCGGUGUGUAAGAAAGCUCUCCGAUACCGAUAUCGAUAAUAUCGGUGUGUGUGAAACCGCGUUUAAGGUCGGGGGACCGCGGAUAUUCCCACCCCUUCCAAUCCAACGAUUUGGAAACUGUUGGUUGAUAUAAACUCUCACUACUCGAGCGUAGUGUGGAGGACCUCCAUCAUGCUGCAGCCACAUGUUUUGACGUGUUUCUAAGGAUACGUCUUCUAGUAAGCCAUUUAAACGAUUUUAUAAAAAAUUGAGGUAGCUUUCGCCAUUGGGUCGUCUUGGUAAUUCAAAAGGGACAAUUAACCCUCAAUUAUUCCAGCUCACAUGUUUAUUCCAAAUUGAUGUUGGAAAGCGCGCGCAAUUCUAGGGUUGACAUAUUCCCAAUGAUGUAAAUUGUGAAUAUUAAAUAUUUUUAUCCUUUGAAACGUCGCUCCAUAAAAUUCUUUGGAAAAACUGCGGGUCGAUUCUGUUGCGACGUAACAUAUCCCUGCAAAAUCGUACUCUUGUGGCGUAGUCUCCGGGUAACAAUGCUUGCACCUGAUAUGGAUGUAACAGAGAUCUUCUCAAAAUACGAUGCACCGAUGAAGAUGAAGACGCCUUGCUAUACGACGAAUACUAAUGGUCGGAUUUUCUGCUACCAUAUUUAUUAUCUUAUCUUCAUCAAUAUCAACUCUAGGCCUUCCUUCUGUGGGCAAAUGCUGGCCAGGAAUUUGACCAAAUUCAUUGUUCAACUUUUAGUGGAUUGUAGUACUUAAUAAUUAUAUGGACGUAUUGGUAUUUAUUUAUUUUUUCUUAUAGACUUUUAAUAAAUGCGUGAUGUAUAAUUUAAGAGUAGCAGUUUAUGUAUUUUUAGUGUUGAGGUUUUAUUUACUGAUUUUCUU
Molecule: messenger RNA, 5268 nt
Organism: Anthonomus grandis grandis
Lineage: Eukaryota; Metazoa; Arthropoda; Insecta; Coleoptera; Curculionidae
Exons: 2
Coding region: 2095-2658 (187 amino acids)
Molecular function (GO): DNA binding
Source: RefSeq, a predicted model, not a curated record